Triticum aestivum (bread wheat) is the source of this 2084-nucleotide messenger RNA. Its product is annotated as protein Rf1, mitochondrial. The transcript has a single exon. Bases 1 to 2019 code for a protein of 672 amino acids. The record is from RefSeq and is a predicted model, not a curated record. Gene Ontology annotation, biological process: mitochondrial RNA processing; RNA splicing. NCBI's taxonomy places the organism in Eukaryota, Viridiplantae, Streptophyta, Magnoliopsida, Poales, Poaceae. Gene Ontology annotation, molecular function: protein binding; mRNA binding. Gene Ontology annotation, cellular component: mitochondrion.
AUGGGUGUGAGCAUUACUCGGAAAGACUCAUCAGAAAAUCAUCAAGUGCCAUUGUACCCCAAGCACACGCCCCCGCCGCCGCCAGACUCGUCAGCCGCGUACGAGGCCGCUCACCGGCGGGCAAGUCCACCGGUCCCGCCUCCUGCGUUCACUUCCUCGGCAGCGGCGCUGGUUGCUGCGCGCGCGCCGAGCGUCGCAGGUGACACCAAUCGAUCGCGGUGCGCCUCUUCAGCGGACGCACGCACAUCCCGCGUCGAGCUCGGCUGGAAUCGGCCAGAAAUGCCAGCCGCCCGCCUGUCCUCCAUCUCCACCUCCUCCUUCAGGGCUCCUUCACGAGCCCCCCUCGCCGCCUUGGCUGCCGCCACGGAGCGUGUCCGCGCGGGAACGCUGAGCCAGGAGGACGCGCACCACCUGUUCGACCAAUUGCUUGGCCAAGCCGCCGCCGUCCCGGAACGCGGGCUCAACAACUUUCUUGCCGCACUCGCCCGUGCUCCACCCUCAGCUGCCUGCCGCGAUGGCCCCGGCCUUGCCAUCGCCCUCUUCAACCGCAUGUCCCGAGGCGCUGGUGCACGGGUGGCGUCGCCCACGCUCUGUACCUAUUCCAUCCUCAUGGACUGCUGCUGCCGCGUAGGCCGCCCGGACUUGGUGCUUGCCUUCUUCGGUCGCCUCCUCAGGUUGGGGCUGCGCUUGGAUAUCAUCUCCUCCAGCAAUCUCCUCAAGGGGCUCUGCCAGGCCAAGCGUUCAAAUGAGGCUUUGGACAUGCUGCUCCACCGGAUGCCCGAACUGGACUGUGUGCCUGAUGUCUUCUCGUACAGCAUAGUAAUCAACGGCUGUUUUAAACAAGGUGAAGUAGACAAAGCGUGCAAUCUCUUCCAUCAGAUGCCCCAACUGGGAGUUCAACCUAAUGUGGUGAUCUACAACUCAGUUAUCGACGCACUAAGCAAAUCCGGAGCAAUGGACAAGGCAGAAGUGGUCCUUCGGCAAAUGGUUGAUCAAGGAAUUGAACCCAAUAUCAAGACAUAUAACUGUCUGAUCCAUGGAUAUUCUACUUUUGGUCAGUGGAAGGAGGCACUUAGGGUAUUCAAAGAAAUGGCAAGUCUUGGUGUUGUACCAGACGUUGUCACGUUGACCUCAUUAAUCGAUUCCCUUUGCAAGCACAGAAGGACAAAGGAAGCUAGAGAAAUUUUUGACUCUAUGGCUGCAAAGGGCCUGAAACCUAAUAUCGUCUCCUACUCUACUAUGCUUAAUGGGUAUGUCAAAGAAGGAUCCUUCGAGGAUAUGACUGAUCUCUUCAAUUCGAUGGUACGGAAUGGUGUUGUACCAAACCACCAUAUUUUCAACAUACUGAUCAAUGCAUAUGCUAAACGUGGACUGAUGGAUGAGGCUAUGCACAUGUUCGAAGUAAUGAGGCAACAAGGAGUAAACCCAGAUGUAGUUGACUAUCUAGUAAUAAUGGAUUCACUUUGUAAAAUGGGUAGGAUGGAUGCUGCUGUGGACAAAUUUAAUCAGAUGGUCAAUCAAGGAGUUUCACCUAACAAAGCUGUUUACCAAUGCCUGGUUCUGGGUUCUUGCUCUCAUGGUCAUUUUGUGAAAGCCAAGGAUUUGAUCUCUGAAGCAAUUAAUAGAGGUCUGUUUUCUAACAGUGUGUUCUUCUAUCCUGUAAUAAACGACCUAUGCAAAGAAGGAAAGGUAAACGAGGCACAGGAUAUGUUUGACUUCAUUCUAGGUAUUGGUCGGCGGCCUGAUGUGAUUAUGUACAAUUCACUGAUGGAUGGAUAUUGCCUUGUUGGCAAGGUGGAGGAAGCACUAAGAGUACUUGAUGCUAUGAAGUCUGCUGGCCUCCAACCUACUGCUGUUACGUAUGCUAUACUUCUUAAUGGCUACUGUAAAAUUGGCAGGAUCGCCGAUGGAUUGAGUCUUUUCAGGGAAAUGUCACUCAGCGGGGUUAAACCCACGACUUUUAUCAACAACAACAACAACAACAAAGCCUUUAGUCCCAAACAAGUUGGGGUAGGCUAGAGGUGAAACCCAUAAGAUCUCGCAACCAACUCAUGGCUCUGGCACAUGGAUAGCAAGCUUCCACG